AUGCCAAGUCGCCAACUCCCCAUCCGCGCCCCCUUCCUCACCAAGCCCACAGCUCUCAGGGGUGUUUGGAUCCUAGGCAAAGUGAAUUAUAGCUUUCUUCAGGAGUCAAAAUGCCUUCUUCAGGAAGAAUUUGCUAAACAUAUGGCUUCAAAUACUGGCAAGAAGCUCAUUCAGAUCGAUGUGAGCUCGGAUACAGUGUGCCCUUGGUGCUUUGUUGGGAAAAAGAAUCUUGAGAAAGCUAUGGAACAAACCAUGGACAAGUUCGAUUUCGAGGUUCGUUGGCAUCCAUUUUUUCUGAACCCUGAUGCACCUAAGGAAGGUGUCAAGAAAUCUGAUUUCUACAAGACCAAGUUUGGCCCUGUGCAGUUUGAGCGUGCAACUGCUCGCAUGAGAGAGAUGUUCCGAGGACUUGGCUUUGAAUAUGACAUGUCAGGACUCACCGGGAAUACAAUGGACAGCCAUAGGCUCAUAACACUUGCCGGACACCAAGGCUACGAUAAACAAAAUGCUCUUGUAGAUGAAUUAUUCGUCAGUUAUUUUUGCCAAGGAAAAUAUAUUGGUGAUAGGCAAGUUCUUAUGGAUGCUGCAAGAAAGGUGGGCAUAGAAGGAGCAGAAGAACUUCUGCUGGACCCUAGCAAAGGAGUCGAUGAGGUUAAGGAAGAACUCAACAAGUACUCUUCUGGCAUUUCUGGAGUCCCUCACUUUGUGAUCAAUGGAAAAUAUCAACUCAGUGGUGGUCAGCCUCCAAACAUAUUCAUGAGGGCGUUCGAGACUGCUGCCAAAGAUGCAGCUGAAUGA
Triticum turgidum subsp. durum (durum wheat) is the source of this 798-nucleotide messenger RNA. Lineage: Eukaryota; Viridiplantae; Streptophyta; Magnoliopsida; Poales; Poaceae. The record is from the annotation of a GenBank genome assembly.